Echinococcus granulosus is the source of this 3351-nucleotide messenger RNA. RefSeq names its product Protocadherin. NCBI's taxonomy places the organism in Eukaryota, Metazoa, Platyhelminthes, Cestoda, Cyclophyllidea, Taeniidae. The transcript is spliced from 2 exons. The coding region runs from base 1 to 3351 and encodes 1116 amino acids. Gene Ontology annotation, cellular component: plasma membrane. Gene Ontology annotation, molecular function: calcium ion binding. Gene Ontology annotation, biological process: homophilic cell-cell adhesion. The record is from RefSeq and is a predicted model, not a curated record.
AUGCUUAAGUCCCUCUUUUAUCAUAACUUCCUUCCCCUCCUUCUUGUUCUCCUUCAUGGUCGUGUAUUUGCUCACUUUCCACCAAAUUGCAGCAUUGUUAUACAGGAGAACUUAGCCAGAGGCUAUCUUAUUGUGCUGCCCUACGUCAACAAGAUGGUUGGAAAUCUUCAGCAAUUCAACCUACAGGUGACAAACAGGAACCCCUAUUUUAAUGUCGUUUCUGACCUGCCUGGAGCACGAAUGACUACAAGUGGUCAGCAACAUCAAAAUCCCUGGCAUAUUUGGUAUCCCAAAGAUCCCUCCCCAAUCACUUCACCAUGGUACUUGGUGACCCUGCAGCGGAUCGACAGGGAGCGGCUGUGUCAGACAGAGCCUGGAUGUGAUUGCCGCCUGGGCAACAGUUAUCCAAACCGUCUGGGGACGGGUCCGGAUUGUGUUCUACCGCUUCGAUUAGUAGCUAUUCCUUCCAAGAAAGUUGGACUUCCCUUGGUGAUCGACUUGACUAUUUGUAUAGCUGAUGAAAACGACAACUCACCGUCCUUUAGGUUUUCUUCCUCUGCUCCUCGUUUUGGAGCUUCACCGGUGGUGAGCGUUCACUUCAAGGAAGAUGCUCAAAUAGGGGAAUCGACUCGAAUUCCAGCUGGUUAUGAUUCCGAUGCCUAUCCAGAACACACCGUGAGCUCUUACAGUCUCAACUGUCCAGAAAAGGACGUUCCAUUUAGUUUGGUCUACGACAUAAGCACUCCAGAGAGGCUAGAUCUUCAAGUUGAUAAACCCCUCAAGUUUGAUGGACAAUGGCCCCUGCAUUGCACCGUGACGGCAUUUGAUGGAAAACACAGCGGAAGCAUGCAACUCAAAAUCCAUCUGGAUGACGUAAAUAACCACAAACCUGUGUGGGAACCGCCGAGUAUCCUCAACUCUGCUAUCACUCUGAUUAACGAAACUUCUGAUGAAUGGGCAUUGGAAAUUUCCGAAUCUGUUCCACCAUUCACAGUUCUUCUCCAACUCAAGGCUAGUGAUGAGGACCCGGUGUAUGGGAGGCUUACUUACUCUAUGGAAGGAGGGAAGGAAGGAGGGUUAUUAUUUGAUAUUGACUCGAAGACUGGAGAAGUACGAUUAGUAAGUAAGCAGGACUAUGAGAUAAUUGGAAAUGGAGCGGUAACUGUACCCCUCCUGGUCGCAGACAAUGGAGGCCUCUCUAUACCAGGAAAGCUCAUUUUUUACCUCAAAGACGUAAACGAUAAUCGUCCUUUGAUACGUUUUUCCGGAGGUGAAAAGCAUGCCGAAAUUGUGGAAAAUAGUCAGUCCAAUGUUUACAUUGACUAUAUAACUGUUAGCGACGCAGAUUCUGGAGUGUAUGGUCAAGUGGAAUGCUAUCUCAAACCAGGCGUAAUUUCGGACCACUUUCAGUUGACCCGAAUAGAGGACAACCUGUGGGCCUUCCAGGCGGCGAAACCGAUAGAUAGGGAGUCGCUGGCGUCGACCACCGCCACUACCACUAUCACUACCUCCACCCAACAUAAUCGGUUAUAUGCUCCUGGAACUCGCGUGGGAAUAACUGUGGCAUGCAACGACAAUCCAGGUGCGCUGAAGGAAUACCAACUUUCUGCUGAAUCCACCAUCCAAGUCACAAUUGUGGAUGUAAACGACAACCCUCCACAGUUUAUAGGACUUGAAAAAAGCACCGAAAAUGCAGUCUCUAUCAUCGAUGUGGCGAUUUCUGAAGGUGUCCCACCUGGAACUCCAGUGGUUCGCAUAGCAGCUGAAGAUCCAGAUGUAGGGGACACCCUUACCUACGCCCUUCUACCCUUUGGUAACAAAAAACUGUCGAUUGAUCCUGUCUCCGGAUUAGUAACGACUCAGGGCGUAUUUGAUCGCGAGGACGUGCCCAUUCUAACUGGUUUCAAGGUGUUUGUCUUUGACGGCGGCGAUGCAAACCAUUCUGUUUCCGCUGAUCUGCGAGUAACCAUUCUAGAUCAGAAUGACAACAGUCCCGUCUUUCACUCACAGACUGUUUUAACCGUUCCUGAGGAUAAACCUGUCGACAGUCUUCUGCAUGUUAUCAACGUAACUGAUGCAGAUGCAGGGGAGAACGGAACAGUAACGCUAUUCUUCACUCAGCACCAGCAACCCGCAAAUCCCUUCACUCUCCAUCCAGAUGGUCGAUUAUUUCUGACCCGGCCACUAGAUAGAGAACGUCGUGAGCACUACGAACUGACCAUAAUUGCUGCGGACAAAGGAAUCCCUGCUCUAAGUUCAACAUUUACCUUGUUGGUACAAGUGGAGGAUGUCAAUGACUCACCUCCACAGUUUGAACUACCGGUUGGAAGCUUUCUCAAGACGGUGUCUUGCACACAAUCCUACGUUGCACUUGACAUAGCAGCAACAGAUGCGGACAGCCUACCCAAGAAUACGGUAAUCAACUACCGGAUUUUGAAUGUGAAAGGACCUAUUGGGGAUUCAGCUGGACAGAAAGGCAGUACAGAGAAGGAUAACUCUCCAUUCUACAUUGAACCAGAUACUGGCGCACUUCUCUUCCAUGGUCAGAACAGCGAAAUGCCUACCUCGAUUGAUCCUUGUGAUCGCACUGGGGUAUACCGUCUCACCAUCAUGGCGUUUGAUCCCCAUCGACCGGAGUUGAAUAGCAAUGCAACGGUCACUCUCCACAUUACUCGACCUCAUGUGAUGGAAGAUGCGCCUAUGAUUGAAACUGCUACUGCAGAGACUGGAAACGCGUCCAUCGGACUAUCAAACCAUUUUCUUCAGUCCGCCGACCCUCCCGCGGCCAAUCAAUACGUCCACGGAGCGUCAGACGUGAACGGAGGCGAAGAGGUCAGCAUUCGUCAUGCUGAUGGUAAUAUUCACAGUGGCAGCGGAAGUAUAGAAGAGGAGUCUGCAUCAUCCCGCUCCAACCGUAUGACGUUUCUAGGGCUCUUCUUACUCAUAACCGUCUUUAUUGGACUCACCCUCCUUCUCGUCAUCCUCAUCUACCUCAUCAAAAGACGCAUUACUGUGGACGAAAGUUCUGCUGCGGUGGGACCGGGAGUAGCAAGAGGGGAGGUGCAUGCCCCUCCACCCGGCCAGUACCUUUCCGAAAUGACCUUGAAAAAAAAGGACUUUUUGGCGGAUGCGUAUUUGCCUCCUACCACCGUCUACGGAACUGUGAGGAGUGCACUCAAUGCGGAACCUAUUGAACAAAAUUAUUCUAGCGAUAAGAGAGCACUUAUCUAUCUGUGCAUUGGCGAAGUGGCAUCUGGGUACACAAACCAGCUAAUUGCUGCUGUUCAGCGAGCUGAGAUCAGCCGCGAGACAGGACAGGUUAAAUCUCAAAAGGUUCUUCAUCACAGUUAG